Messenger RNA from Zychaea mexicana, 1467 nucleotides. RefSeq lists its product as uncharacterized. The transcript is spliced from 8 exons. Gene Ontology annotation, biological process: protein deubiquitination. Gene Ontology annotation, molecular function: cysteine-type deubiquitinase activity. Bases 1 to 1467 code for a protein of 488 amino acids. The record is from RefSeq and is a predicted model, not a curated record. Lineage: Eukaryota; Fungi; Mucoromycota; Mucoromycetes; Mucorales; Lichtheimiaceae.
AUGUCCUCCCUCUCCUCACCGUCAUCGCCUAGUUUCCCGGACAACUUUCCAUCGUCGUCAAAUCGCAACCCUCAAACGACCGUUUACGAUAUACUGCAUAGUUCUAACACCCCGUCCGAGUUUUACAGCAGCAAAGACCAUAAAGAACAACAGCAUUCGCUUGUCACAUCCGGCUGCAGUCAUUUGGCACACUUCAAAAAGCAGCGACGGCGAUCCUUGGAGGACGAAGUCGUUGUUGAUGAUGACGAUCGAUGGGAUCUAUUCAAUAGUUAUCGGUCACUUGUGCGGUAUUCCCUUGCGUGGCAUAAAAGCCGAAAACAUUUGCACAACAGUAAUACAAGUGACAGAAAGCGAAAACAGUACAAAGAGCUUCCACUACCGCAAUGCUCAACCUGUCACGACCCCUUAUCCCGAUUACAUGUCUGUUUGCAUUCCAUGGAUUUUGGCCACAGAACGCUUUACUGUAAUGAGUGCGACGACUACGUUUACGACAACGAACUGAGCGACGUUAUUGUACGACAGGAAACGAUCCAAAGCGAAACACGACGACGGAAACGAGCACGUACAGCAAACACAAGCUGGGAGCCUACAAGUCAGGAUAUCAGUGCGAUCGUUAAGAACUCGACAGUGCCGUCAUGCAGAGGCAUCCGGGGUUUGUGCAAUAUGGGAAACACUUGCUUCAUGAACGUCAUCCUCCAAAGUUUUAUCCACAAUCCGCUAUUGAAGGCGUAUUUUUUAAGCGAUCAGCAUAAUCCUAGCCGGUGUAACAACAAAUUCUGCCUCUGCUGCGAAAUGGACAAUCUCUUUGCUCAGGUCUAUUCUGGAAAAAAAGAACCAUAUGGUCCGUGCACGUUCUUGCAAUCCAUGUGGAUGAGCCUGAAAGAGCUUGCAGGCUAUGCCCAACAAGAUGCGCAUGAAUUCUUCAUUAGUGCGUUGAACAAUAUCCAUGCCGGAUGCGAGGGUCACUCGUUGUCGACGAACUGCACAUGUAUAGUGCACAGGACAUUUGCCGGUCUUUUGCAAUCCAACGUGACCUGUUUAAAAUGCGGCAACGUGACAAGCACGGUCGAUCCAAUGCUGGACAUCAGUUUGAGCUUACGAUCUGUCGAUAAGAAGAAGAAGGGGUCGCCUAUGUCGAAUAACAAGGUAGCGGAUACAGCAGCAGGGAAGGAAAAUGGAAAGACAAAAAGAAAGAAAAAGCUAGAGCGCAUGCGCAUUACACAUACACACAAAAAAGGUAUACGCAUCCCGAAAAGCUGGGUCCCAAGGAGUACAGUUGCAGCAAAUGCGGCAACACCUUCCAACCACUCGAAUCUGUACACCUUGUUUGCUGUGAUCAACCACCAAGGUAAAAUAGACACGGGCCAUUACACAAUGUUCUCGAAGCAUCGGGGCGAGUGGUUCAAGUUUGAAGAUCACAAUGUUACCACGGCAUUCCAGAAAGAUGUAUUGGACAGCAAAGCGUAA